Molecule: messenger RNA, 1040 nt
Organism: Brassica napus (rape)
Lineage: Eukaryota; Viridiplantae; Streptophyta; Magnoliopsida; Brassicales; Brassicaceae
Product: transcription factor ORG2-like
Exons: 2
Coding region: 1-759 (252 amino acids)
Biological process (GO): regulation of transcription by RNA polymerase II
Cellular component (GO): RNA polymerase II transcription regulator complex
Molecular function (GO): RNA polymerase II transcription regulatory region sequence-specific DNA binding; DNA-binding transcription factor activity, RNA polymerase II-specific; protein dimerization activity
Source: RefSeq, a predicted model, not a curated record
AUGCAUGCAUUGGACACUCCAUUGUUCCCAAACUGUCAGUGGGCGUCGAUGGUAGAAUACGAGAGCUACAACGUCGUCGGAGAUAAGUACCAUAGCAACGGCACGUUUCUUGAUUUUCCAGUACCGAAGACGUAUGAAGUGGUUCAUCAUCAGCCCAGCUUAGGGGUUUCUGUUCCGUCUGAGAGAAAUGGAACAGACAACGAUUCGGUCAUGAUCAAAAAGCUUAAUCACAAUGCUAAUGAGCGUAACCGUCGCAAGAAAAUCAGCUAUUUGUUCUCAUCUCUUAGUUCAUGUCUUCCUGGCUCUAAUGAGACGAAGAAGCUAAGUAUUCCUCGGACGGUUUCACGGAGCGUGCAGUACAUACCGGAGCUGCAAGAGCAAGUGAAGAAACUAAAACAUAAGAAGGAAGACCUCUUGGUGCGAGUAUUGGGUCAAAGAGAACGUCACGUUAAGCCGCAACCAAAGGUGGUUGCUAGUGAUGUCUCCACCGUUUUUGCAACUAUGCUUAGAGACAACGAAGUAAUGGUCCAAAUCUCGUCGUCCAAGAUUCAUAAUUUUUCAAUAUAUCAUGUGAUGAGUGGAUUAGAAGAAGAUGAGUUUGUUCUCGUCGAUGUUUCAUCUUCGAGUUCUCGGGGAGAACGACUCUUCUACACUUUGCAUCUUCAAGUGGACAAGAUUGAUCAUUACAAGCUAAUUUGCGAAGAGUUAAGUCAAAGGGUUUUGUACCUGUAUGAGAAAUGUGGAAACUCGUUUAAGUGAUAAUAUGUUUAUGUUCCGUUUUAACUGUGUCGUCCUUUUCAUUACAAUAAAUUUCACGUUUAUUAGUUUACAGGAAUACGCUAGUUGAUUUUGAUGUUUUAAUAAGAAAAUGAGAAAGUUAAAGUGUGUUUAGAAGAUUUGUCGGUGUGUGGACAGGACAAAAAAGCAAAAUAUCGGUGAGUAGUUGAAACUUAUUUAUUUAAUUGUUGGUCCUACCAUUUAAAGACUUAAUCACGAAUCAUUAAAUAAUGAGAAGCCGUUUGUCUGUCUAUCCAUCGAAC